Messenger RNA from Anthostomella pinea, 1587 nucleotides. Lineage: Eukaryota; Fungi; Ascomycota; Sordariomycetes; Xylariales; Xylariaceae. The record is from the annotation of a GenBank genome assembly.
AUGGAGGUGCCCGACACUGCUGGUCUGGAGACGGUUGCCGCGCAAAAGUCCGAAAUAAAGGCCAGAGAAGAGCUGGACCGACCCCUAGAAACCCUGCCGAGCACUACCGACACACGCGGAACAAAGCGUACGGCCACGGACAUGGAGUCCAGCCAUGCCGUGACGAGCGUGGAUGUAGGCGCCGAGGGCUCAGAAGAUGCCGACAUCACGACCGAAGCCCCGACUCUGUCCAAGAACCAACAACGCAAGGAGAAACGCAGAAAGCUUUGGGAGGAGAAGAAGAAAGAGAGGCGUGUCAUUCGCAAGGAGAAGCGUCACGACAGGAAAGACCGUCUGCGACAGGAGAGGGAGGAGGAGAUUGCCGCCGCUGCCGCUGAGGGCCGAGAGCCUGUGUUGCACGACGCCCGCAAGCAAAAGCCAAAAGGCAAGAUCGACAUCCCCGUUACCGUCAUUCUGGACUGCCAGUUCGAGGAGUACAUGAUGGAGAAGGAAUGGACCUCCCUCACCAACCAGGUCACCAGGUGCUACUCCGACAAUCGAAACGCCCAGUUCCCUAUACACAUGUUCAUCAGCUCCUACGGCGGCGAGAUGAAGAAGAGGCACGAAGGUGUGCUGCAGAACCAAUGCAAACAUUGGAAGAAUGUCCACUUUGUCGAAGGCGACUUCAUGGAGGCUGCCGCCGAGGCCAAGGAGCUGAUGCAAGGGCCACGGGGCGGAAGAACAAUUGAGUUGCUUCAACAAAGCUCCCCAGCCGACAGCCUCAAGCUACUGGAGCCGACCAAGAAGAAGAGGUGGAGGGACGCCCCUGUGCCUGCUCCAGAACUAGAAGCCGAAGACGUGGACAAAUCUAUUGUCUACCUGACCGCCGACUCCCCGUAUGUCCUCGAGCGCCUCGAACCCAACACGUGUUACGUCCUUGGCGGUAUCAUCGACAAGAACCGAGAGAAGGGUCUAUGUCACAAAAUCGCAUGCGAAAAGAACGUCAGAACGGCGAGGCUGCCCAUUGGCGAGUACAUGGUGCUGCAGCACCGACAUAUUCUAGCAACGAAUCACGUCAUGGAGAUCAUGCUCAAAUGGCUAGAGACAGGCGAUUGGGGCACUGCCUUUAUGCAGGUCAUUCCUGCUAGAAAGGGCGGAGCGCUCAAGGAGGACGAGGAAAGCCCGGAAGUAGCCUCCGGGGACACACCGCAGGAGACGCCACAGGAUCAGCCGCAAGAUGAUGAUGUUGCGGUUGAGGUCAUUCAGGUGGAAUCAACCAAUCCAGAAGAGCAAGGCCAGCCUGUGAAUGAGGAUGCAGAUGGUGCAGUGGAGGUGGACGGGGAAAACUCAGAAAUGGGCUUGCAGAAGAACUCACUUGGCCAACAACGAUGGUCAGACCCGAGAGAGGACGAUCCCUCAACUAAGACCACCCAGGUCGGCUCCGUAGAGGCAGAAGAUCAGGGAGAGCUCGACACAGGGAACGCAAAGAAUAUGGUCAAAGUGGAAGGAGAAAACUCCGACGAGGGCUUGCAGAAGAACUCGCUGGAUCAGCAGAGAUGGUCCGCCCCGCCACUUGACCAAGAAGAAGAUGAAGCAGCUGCCCUAUAG